This is a messenger RNA of Hemicordylus capensis (graceful crag lizard), 3058 nucleotides long. RefSeq names its product Ras association domain family member 1 (gene RASSF1). Gene Ontology annotation, biological process: Ras protein signal transduction. NCBI's taxonomy places the organism in Eukaryota, Metazoa, Chordata, Lepidosauria, Squamata, Cordylidae. Gene Ontology annotation, cellular component: nucleus; microtubule cytoskeleton. The record is from RefSeq and is a predicted model, not a curated record. The transcript is spliced from 6 exons. Bases 535 to 1653 code for a protein of 372 amino acids.
CCCCGCCUUUUUUCCUUUCCACUCGUGUGGAGGAGAGACAUGAAUGAAGAGGACAGAGUUAAGACGUUGCCUCUGCUUGUGUGGGGCAAAAGAAGAAGCAGAGAGCAGCACUACUGAGACUCUACUCGCAGCCUGAAGGAAUGUAACCCUCCCCGGCUUCCUUUCUCAUAAAGCACCAUUAUAAUCACUGAGAAGAAGGCCGGUGCUGGGAAGCCAAGAAAGCGGUUCCGCUUGUUCAAGGGAGGAGUGAGGGGAAAUGCUUCACAAUCUUUUCAACAACAAUCUCCUGUGACUUUUUCUGGCUGCCUUAAAACGCGCGGUGGGUGGAGAUGGGAAGAAGGGGAUAAGACAGGCGGAGAGAAGAAAAAGUGAGUUUCUGACAGACAGGUAGAAAAACAGAGCUCUGGGUUGCUCUACCCCCCGACCCCGGCCCCCAGGAGCGCCGACUGGGCGGGAAUGUUUCUUGGCCUCUGAUGGGGACAUUGCGCUGGUUUCCAAGCCCUUUCCCCACCAUUCUUAGCCCGGGAGGUGGCCAUGAACCGGCCCACGGACCAGGAGAUGAUCGAGCUGAAGAAUCUGGGGUUAGAGAAUCCGCUAGAUCUGACUCGAGGCCCGCGAGGCACGUCCGAGCGCCCUGUCCGGCUGGAGCGGGCCAACGCCUUGAGAAUCUCUCCAGGGAAGGUGCCCGAGAUCCUGAGCCGCGUACGCCAGAUACGCCUCCUGGGGGGCCAAAGUGACCCGAAACUGACCGAGGCGCUAGGCGAGGGACAUGUUUUCAAGCCCUGCACCCAGAGUCAGCCAACCUGGUGCGAUCUGUGCGGGGAUUUCAUCUGGGGCGUCUACAAGAAGCGUCUGCAGUGCAUCCACUGCAAGUUCAUCUGUCAUUACCGAUGCCGUGCCCUGAUUCGGCUUGACUGUAGUGGCCCCAGGUUUCAAGAUGGUGAUCAGAAUGACGGCAAUGAGCAGACUGUAGAAAAAGACACCAAUGUGGAUGAACAGAUUGACUGGGAGAAACCCAUCUUGUCCCAAGCUGAGACUGAGCAGAAAAUAAAAGAAUACAACAGCCAAAUCAACAGCAACCUCUUCAUGACCUUGAGCAAAGAUGGUUCCUACACUGGCUUCAUCAAGGUGCAAUUAAAAUUGAUCCGUCCCAUCUCAGUACCAGCCAAUAAAAAGGCACCAUCCAUCCAGGAUUCCAGGAAGAACUCGCGCAGCCAGGCAGUAAAGCGCCGUACCUCAUUCUACCUGCCCAAGGACACUAUCAAGCAUCUGCACAUAAUUUCUCGUACACGUGCCAGUGAAGUCAUUGAGGCUUUGCUCAAGAAAUUCAUGGUAGUUGACAACCCCCGCAAGUUUGCCCUCUUUGAGAGAACGGAAAAGGAUGACCAAGUGUAUCUCCGCAAGCUUUCUGAUGAGGAGCAGCCCCUGCGUCUCAGACUCCUAGCUGGCCCUAGCGAAAAGGCACUCAGUUUCAUUUUGAAGGAGAACGAGACUGGAGAAGUCAAUUGGGAUGCCUUCAGCAUGCCUGAACUACAGAACUUCCUGCGUAUUCUGCAACGUGAAGAAGAGGAGCAUAUCAGGCAGAUCUUGCAAAAAUAUACCCGAUGCCGCCAAAAGAUGGAAGAGGCCCUGAUCACCCGUACCCCAGGCUGACAUAGUGUCCCAUCCCAGACCCAGCACUCCAGUAAAUAUAAGAUGCCAGAUGCAAAGAAGUGAAGCCAAGUGGUCUACGAGUGAAGUGAUCCUUGCACUGUCUGUGGGCUAUAUCUCUGGAGGGGUGGGGAAGGGAUAAAGGGAUGUACAAGUCCCUUGGCGAGCCCGUCAGUGGUGCAUGAGUGUCUGCUCCCAUAGAAUGAGUGGUUGUAGAGGCAUUGCGUGCAUGGCAGUGGAAUCAGGUGGGGAGUAAGGAAAUGCCUAUGGAAUGUUUGUGAUUAUGAGAAGUUUAAUAGUACUGCUGUGGCAAUUGCUUUCAGAGUAUGAGAAUGUUCAUGCCAGUCCUGUACCUGAAGGCUGGCUUGAGUGGUGAAUGUCUGAACUUGAGUCUAAAGAUGACUUGAGGCUUAACAUAAGUAAGAUCAACCAAUGUGGCCUCAAACUCUUCUUUCCCAAGAUAAUAGCAUCCUUGAUAAGCACUUUCCUCCAAAACACCUCUUUCUUUUGGAGACUGACUUCAAGGUCCUAUGGAUUGGUCCAAUCUAUUUAACCUUGUCUUAAUCUGCCUUGGUUUGAUACACAACAGUAAGAUUUCUGAACUUUCUGCUGCCUUUUGGCUGGAGGCACUGCUUGGACUAUGGCUCAACAAACAGUGAAGAAUGAAGUCUGUUGCCCCCAUUCAGGUUCUUCUGAAAUGAGUCAAGCAAUAGGACAGAACCUUUUGGCAAGUGUGGUCAAAAUACCAAAGGGAACCCUGGUCACAGGCAGAAGAACUUCUGGUAACUUCUCUGAUACACAGUCAAGACCAUGAAGACCAAACCCAGUGUUGCUACAUCACCAGUCGUUCUAGAGUAACCACUGGUGGUUGAUUGAGCUAUGGUUGAUCCCCACCCCCCAAAAAACCACACACACACACAGACAGAGUAAAGGACAAUUAAAAAGUAUAGAAUAUGCAAGAGCAGUGAUCAAGACCCAGAUCAUUCCAUGAAGUCAAUGAGGAAGGAAUAUAGAGAGCUCUUCUUGCCCAAAUACACCUCUUAUUUAGCCAUGGGUGACACUGUGCAGACUAGUGCCAUGACAAAUCUCAGGAUUCAGGUUUCUCUUCUGCUAAGGGUAACUGAACUUCCUUGGUGAGGGGAGGCAUACAUACUGUUAUAGUAGGUGACACAGCUUGUACUCACAAAGACUUGAAUGAAUCCACUGGUAUGUUCUGUAUAUUCUCUACAGCAGGCAUCCAGAGGAGACUGUGACUACUAGCAGUGGCUGACCCUUCUGGAGAGUGGUCUUUUAAAAUGAGGAUUGUGUCUUAAUUGUCAAGCAUCCAGUGGAUAAAAGUCCUGGGAGGACAGGUUGUGAAUGGUGCUGCUUAUAUACCAAUCAAUAAAAGAUUCAGGGGUGAGAGAUA